CAAAAUCCCUGCACGCACGUUGACGGUUAAAUUCAUUUCAAUUUUCAACUGCCGCUUUAAAAGAACACGACGCUUUGUUAAUGGCCUCUUCUUUAGCGUUCUUAAAAAUUGUGUGCGAUACUGCGAUAUAUUUGUUGUUUGUUUACUUGUGAUUAAGUGUUAAUUAAACGUUAAAAAUGGACAACACAUCGAUCAUGUCUUUUGACUAUUACGAAGAUUUUAGUUUUGACUUGAUAAAAAAUGUGCCAUGGGCGCAAGAAAUGUAUGAAUAUUUAUCGCAAGGCUUACAGAAAGGUUUUCUAAAUUGGUGUCAUUAUGUGAUAGCCUUAAGUAGGGACGAAAAAACAAUUAAACUAUGGGCUGAGGAGUACAAAAGUGAAUUUGAAAAAUACACUUGUGAGCUGAUUACCAACAUAGCCUCCGUGAAUUCCAAGGUUUUGAGUCAAGUUGAAACUCUAUUGUCAAAGCUUCAAAAAUUAUGUGUGGAGCUAAAAAUUGAAAUGCCCCAUGUGGGUGAUAACAAACUUUGCCUUUACGAGGAGUUGGAUCAAUUAAAAAAGCAAAUCGAAGAGUUUGAGCACAUGUAUAGAGUAAGAAGGGAUGAGUUAAACAGAAUUUAUGCCAAACAGAUGGAAGUCUGCACUAGUUUGGGAAAAGCACCAAAAGUAUUCCCCAAAUCUCCUCUACUUUCCCUAGAAGAAAUGGAAAAUUUACAGAAACAUAUUGACAAUUUAGAGAGUGAAAAAUAUGAAAGGGAAGAAAAAUUCUUGCAGUGUAAAUACGACUUAUUAGAACUGAUUAAGGAAUUGGAUUUUAAACCAACUUCAGAUUUUGAGAACCGGGUUUUGUUUGAAGAUGAUUCAAAUUUUAUGGUCACCGAUUCCAACAUGAAAGAUUUGGAAAAAUUUCACAACAAACUUGUUCAUAGCAAGAACUGCAUGUUGGAAGAAAUAAAUGAGAAGUGGGCCAAGUUGGACCGUCUAUGGACUGUACUGGAAGUUAAUGUGGCGGAAAGGAGCAACUUUUCGGAUGCAAAUCGGGGUCAGCCAAAAGAAGUACUUAAAUCCCUCGAUAAAGAAAUAAAGCGUCUGGACCAUAUCAAAAAGGACAACAUCAAAGUUUUCAUUGAAAAAUACCGCACCGAAUUGCAGGCGCUCUGGGAUGAGUGCCAUUGCGAUGUCAACACCAGGGAUUUUGAGUAUUUUAAUGCUGAUAGCUAUACUGAAGACUAUUUGGAGUUAUUUGAUAUGGAAAUACAGCGGUGGAAAAAAUAUCGCGAGGAAAAUAAGGCACUUCUAAAACUCUUGGACGAAUACAAUACGGUUUGGAAAAAGCUGGCCGAACUAGAGGAGGCGGCGGCGGGUCCAAACAGGUUUCACAACAGGGGUGGCAAACUGUUGUUAGAAGAGAAAGAAAGGAAUAAGUUUAAAAGAAGGAUACCCCAGAUCCAGGAGAGUUUAAUCAGUAUGGCUGAAAAAUAUAGGGAAAAAACUGGCCAUGAAUUUAUGACUUGGGGAAAAACUGUGGAGCAAUUUAUCGAUACGCUUGUUCAGGAAAUUGAGAAAGAAAAAAAGCAAAAAUUGAGCGUGCGUAAACAACAGCGAGAUCAACUGACUCCAGGCAGAUCCAAGUCGACUCUAUCUUUGGCCAAAUCAAGCACUCAACUCUUCAACACCCCAAGCCAGAUCGCGUUAACAAGAAAAACUCCGGAGCUGCCCAACAAGCGCAAACUAAUCACGACGCCCAGAACGGACGUAAAGAAAAAGCCCAGAGUGGAGACGAAAGCGCCAACUAGCGAGUACAAAAGACGUCCAAAAGUAGUUUGCAGCAAAGUCGUUACCAGCCGACGUUCAAUUGAUAAAAAAAAUAAAUCCCAAAAGAGACUGUCGAACAGUUUCCAAAAAGAAAAUAAUUCAAUUGCUGGCGAAACAUCUGGAUAUGAUCAAUUUGAGAGGCGCCCUCUGGCGUACAGUUCUACCGUUUUCUCGCCGAUAGUCGAGGAUGGAAAUGACGAGAAGGUCGAAUAGUAGAAGCACCCUUCACUAUGAACAACAGCAACCUUUCACACCGGUUUCACGUGUGACCAGAAAAAACCCAUUCCCGCCCACCAAUGUGCCUGCAAUAAGGAUACAGCCCGAUACACCCUCAAUGGGAACCCCCCUUCGCAAUAGGGUUCUUAGUGCAAAAGUACUUACUCCCAGAAUGCCAAAAACUCCGAGAGCCGCCACGGCAUUUUCCACCGCCAAAAAUAACAAUAACAUGCAAGUUGAUUUUUAAGUUUUAUUUAUUUUAUUUUUUUAACUCCCAGAGCCGUCACGGCAUUUUCCAGCGCGAAAAAUAACAAGUAGAUUUUUAAAAAUCUACUUGUUAUUUUUGGCGGUGGAAAAUGCCGUGACGGCAAUUUUGUCGCGUCCUUAAUAAUAAAAGCUACCGUAAUUAAAUUUAAUACUAUUGCAAUAGUUACUUACUAUAGCAACAUGCAUGAGAUUGUAAUAAUUAAGCUUAAUCUUAUUAAAUUACGGUAGUUUUUACUCGCAAUUUUGUAUUAUUACGGAUAUAAUGUUGUUUAAUGUUCGUUUGUUUUUAACCAGUAUUUUAUUAUUAUAACUAGCAGCUUUUAAUCUUUAACCAAUGUGUAGUUUGUUGUGUACAUAUUUAUAUACAUAUAUUUUAUCAUAAUAAAUUAUAUUACUUUAAAUAA
Messenger RNA from Brassicogethes aeneus, 2701 nucleotides. Lineage: Eukaryota; Metazoa; Arthropoda; Insecta; Coleoptera; Nitidulidae. The record is from the annotation of a GenBank genome assembly.